GUCUCGUGUCUGUGACCUGUGCUGAAAAAACUUUAAUAGGCACUCUUAUCUCGUAGUGUUAUAAUAUUCAUAACAAUAAUCGCAUUUCGUAGAACAUUCUGUCUGUCGUUCUUACGGUAUUAUUGUAGAACGCAGUAUUCUGAUUUAUUAAUAAUAUUAAAAAAAAWUUUUUUAAUCAAAAUUUUCCAUCUUAGUUUUUUUGAUGACAAUUGUAAUAAUACUCUGUGCAGUCUAAACUAUAGCCUACAUACUGGCAGUGAGCACUAUAAUUAUAAUUAAUAUUAAAUGAUAAUCGUUUUAGAACAUAUUAGUUGGCUUUUGACCAAUUAAAUUAUUUUUAAUAUGCAUGAAAUAAUUAUAAGAAACAUAUAAUUAGUUUYAAUAUUGAAAAUAUCAAUUAGCUUUAUGAUGCAUUUGUUUUUUUCUUCUCGCGGAUAGUCAUUAAAUAAUCCGAAUACAUGGUACAUAAUCAGAUUAAAUAUAUUAUUUAAUGGUUUUUGAAGUGCAUCAAAAAUGGAUGAACAGGACCCUCUAGUAUUUUCUGACACAGUUAACAAUAGAUUAUUUGGACUUCCAGAAGUAUUGGAUAAAAAUGUCGAUGAUAUAAUUGUCAAUGAAUGCAACACAGUCCUUACAAAACCACCAGAUCGAUACAAUUUUGGAUUUUUAAUAUUUUAUGUACUUGGUACUUGUCUUCUACUUCCGUGGUACUUUUUUAUGACAGCAAAUGAUUUAAAAAAUUUAAAUAUUUCUAGGAUGUCAAUUCACUUUCGAAUGAUCAGUUCAUUGAUGUUAAUGCUUGUUUUGUUCACUGUUACAACAAUUUUAGUUAAUUUAGAUUCCGAUUCAUGGCAAAUAUUGUUCUUUAUUAUAACCUUAGGGACAGUCAUUUUUUUAAACAUUGGGAGUUCUAUUAUGCAAGGAGCUGUAUUCAAUUUAGUCACCUUUUUUGAUAGUAGCUACAUGACAGCAACUGUAUGUGGUCAAGCAUUGGGAGGCAUUGUUGCUGCAUUAGCUCAAAUAUUAGCUUUGUGGUGGGGUGCAUCGUCUGUCCACAGUGCCUUCGUUUAUUUCUUAUUUGCUGAUAUAUUCAUCUUGCUUUCUCUAUUUUUAUACGCUAUUUUAGUCAAAACAGUUAGUACAUUUUGAAAAUAAUUUAAGAUUUAAUUAUGUCUUGUAUGCAACCUACUAUGAUCUAGUCAAUAUACUCAAUUUCAAUACAUACUUAAAUUUAUCGUUUUGAUUGUUAUUAAAAUUAAAAAUAUUUUUUUUWAAAUAAUUUUUGUAAAAAUAAUUAUUAAAUAGUUUCAAAAAAAGAGAGUAUCCACACUCCAUGCAUAUAGAUUGGUACAUGUAUAAUGUCUUAUGGCUUCGGAACUCAAACAAUAUAGAAAGUAAUAAGUUAUUAAAAUAAUUACAAAUUAUGAAUUAUUAUUGUUACGCUUAGAAUCUAAAAGGURUAAUGAGGACAAUGAGGUAUAGUACCUACCUAUCUAUUAUUAUUAAUCGUCGGUUUCUAGAGGCAAACUAGGAACGUUAAUUUGAAAUAACUUUAACAUUAAUUUAAACUUUUUUAUUGGGUGGUUAUCAUACCAAGUACCAACUAUAACAU
Molecule: messenger RNA, 1612 nt
Organism: Diuraphis noxia (Russian wheat aphid)
Lineage: Eukaryota; Metazoa; Arthropoda; Insecta; Hemiptera; Aphididae
Gene: Ent1
Product: Equilibrative nucleoside transporter 1
Biological process (GO): nucleoside transmembrane transport
Cellular component (GO): plasma membrane
Molecular function (GO): nucleoside transmembrane transporter activity
Source: RefSeq, a predicted model, not a curated record